Messenger RNA from Cygnus olor (mute swan), 5192 nucleotides. RefSeq names its product TEK receptor tyrosine kinase (gene TEK). Gene Ontology annotation, cellular component: signaling receptor complex; plasma membrane. The record is from RefSeq and is a predicted model, not a curated record. The transcript is spliced from 23 exons. Gene Ontology annotation, molecular function: protein binding; transmembrane receptor protein tyrosine kinase activity; ATP binding. Lineage: Eukaryota; Metazoa; Chordata; Aves; Anseriformes; Anatidae. Gene Ontology annotation, biological process: multicellular organism development; positive regulation of MAPK cascade; positive regulation of endothelial cell migration. The coding region runs from base 1219 to 4605 and encodes 1128 amino acids.
UAAGGAGCAGUUCUGGGUUAAUGCAUUGAAUCUUCUGUAGGUGAUACCCUUUUGUCCACAAGGCACUAGAUCUUGGGUGUGAAGGACUUCCUCUGUGAAAUCUGCACCAACUGAAGUGGAAAAGGUCUUCCAAAGGAAAUUAAACUGAAGUAGGAUGAACCCACACCCCCUUUCUAAAACGAUGCUGAACAUUUGCUUUUCCAUACUUCUGUAAAAGUCAUUCUGGGUGUUAGCAUCUUGGCAGAACUACAGGACUUUCAAAUGGUGCAUUGUCAUGGGUUAUAUUUAGUCAACUGGUAAAUAUGAUUGCCCUUUAUUUGCAAUUACACUAACUCAUCUGAGUGCUGCCUCUGCAUUUAUUUCAUUAAUUCUACUCUUUUUUUUGUGUGUGGUUUUCUUUGUAUUUUUUCCUCAAGUUUUGCUUCAGCUUCUGAGUUUUGAGCCCCCCGAGUGAUGUGGCAUUUUGAUUCCACUGAAGUCAUACAAACUCUGGUUACGAUUUAUUAUCGUAACAAGUUUUCAGCCUGUUUCCAAUUGUCACACACACACACAAAAAAAAAAAGCACACAAAAUAAUGGGGUAGUUGGUUGGAUGGUGGCUGGUGUUGGUCUGUAUUGGAUUCAACUGGUUGCUUCGUCAGGGCUUACUUCAUAUUUUUAUUGCUGGGUGCUGAGACACUUUGCAGCCAGCAGCUUCCACACAGGUUGAGAAGUAACUGGAAAGAUGAGAGGGGCCUGAGAAACCAGCAAAUCUGCGCUGAGGGAAGGGGGUGACACUUUCCACCUACGCUACCUCGGAGGAGGACGCUCUGCUCACAGUCUCCCGCCAGCUGGAGGAUGCCACCGCUGUUCCUGUUUUGCUGACGGUGGCCAGCAGCCGUCCUCUGCUCCCCCAGCAGCUCCCGAUAACUGUUUUGAUGUAUUGCUGGAUGGACGGGGCUUGCGCUGCCCUACAGCCCUGCUGAUAUAAAAAUGCCUUUAAGAUCCUGCCUUUCCCAUCCUAAUCUACAAAGGAAACAGGAAAAAGGAACUUAAACUCCCUGUACUCAGACAGCAAUGAGACUGUUCCAGCCUGCUUCGCCGCGCCGGUUUCUUGCCCAUGACUUGUAAACACACUGCGGUGUAGCAUGCUGGAGGAGAGUCACCGGUAAACUCCUGCCCCAGGAAAAGAAUACUCCAUGAGUGGCUGCAAGAACUGCAUGGAUAUAUCUUGGAAAGCAUGGACCCUUUAGCACAUCUGGUUCUCUAUGGAUUCAGCCUGAUGAUUUCAGGUAAAGUGGAAGCAGCACUGGACCUCAUACUGAUCAACUCAUUCCCUCUGGUGGGCAACUCAGAGACAUCACUCAUCUGUAUCACUUCCAAGUGGCGCUCCCGUGAGUCCAUCACAAUUGACCGGGACCACGAGGAUGUGACAAACCAGCACCGAGAGCCGCUGGAAGUGAGUGAAGACUCAAAGAGAGCCACAGCCAAAAUGGUGGUGUGGAAAAGGGAACAGGCCAGCGAGACUAUUGGAGCAUACUACUGUGAAGGGAAGCUCAAGGAUGAAGUGACGAGGAUACACACCAUGAAGAUGCCGCUGGGAGCUUCAUUCCACCCUGUGGCCUUAACUGUUACAGCAAACAAGGGAGAGCAUGUGAAUAUUUCCUUCAUCAGAAUGGCAGCAAAAGAGGAAGAUGCAGUGAUCUACAAAAAUGGUUCCUUCAUUCACUCCGUGCCCAGGCACGAAGUGCCGGGCGAGCUGGAAGUCUCCUAUCCUCAUGUUCAACCACAGGAUGCAGGGGUUUACUCUGCCAGAUACAUAGGAGGAAACCUCUUUACUUCUGCUUACACAAGGCUUAUUGUAAGACGAUGUGAAGCUCAGAAAUGGGGCCCUUCCUGUAGCUCCCACUGCCCUUCCUGCAUGAACAAUGGCAUUUGUCAUGAAGAUACUGGGGAAUGCAUCUGUCCUCCAGGUUUUAUGGGAAAAACAUGUGAGAAAGCUUGUGGAGCCAAUACAUUUGGCAAAACAUGUGAAGAGAGCUGCAAAGAAAACUAUGGCUGCAAAAACUAUAUGUUCUGUCUGCCAGAUCCAUAUGGUUGUUCUUGUGCCACAGGAUGGAUGGGACUGGAAUGUGAUAAAGAGUGCAAACCUGGUUUUUAUGGGUCAGAUUGCAAACUCAGAUGUAAUUGUCACAAUCGAGGGACGUGCGACAGAUUUAAGGGCUGCGUCUGCUCCCUCGGAUGGCACGGUCUGCAAUGUGAAAAAGAAGGUUCAGCAGAUCUUUCGCCUCAGAUAGAAAACUUAUUAGACCCUGUGGAACUCAAUUCUGGUGUCGAGUUCAAGCCUUUUUGUAUAGCUACUGGGAUGCCACUUCCUAAAUCUGAAGAAUUUAAACUUUUGAAGCAAGAUGGAACUGUCCUAAGGCCUUCCUUAAUUGUCACCAGUAAUCGCUCUGAAGCUAUGUUUACAAUUAAUCGAGUCCAGCCCCGUGAUACAGGAACCUGGGUCUGCAGCGUGCAGACAGUAGCAGGAAUGGCUGAGAAGCCAUUUCAAGUUACAGUUAAAGUUCCUCCUGUGCCACAGUAUGCCCCACGGCUGACAGACAGUGGACAUAAUUUUCUCAUUAUUGAUAUCAAUGCUGAGUUACAUCUUGGAGAUGGACCUGUUGUGUCAACAAAACUCCUGUACAAGCCAGCAAAGCGUUAUCAGUCCUGGAUGUCUGUAGAAGUAAAAGGCACAACCAAAAGACUGGACAAUCUGGAACCUAAAACAGAGUAUCAGUUCUGUGUUCAGCUGAGUCGGCAAGGGGAAGGUGGGGAAGGCCAUCCCGGACCACAGGCUAGCUUCACAACAGCUGCACUUGGUCUUCCUCCACCAGAAGGUCUCACACUCCUUCCAAAAAGCACGACAUCGCUGAAUUUGUCAUGGCAUCCUUUAACUCUGAGGACAGAGGACGACAUUCGUGUUGAAGUGGAAAGGAAGAGCGUGAAUGACAAUGGUGACGAGAGCAGUGUUAUUACUCAAGUGCCAGGAAAUAUGUCCACACUGAUCAUUAAAGAUCUUGAGCCCAGACAGCAAUACAUGUGCAGGGUACGGGUGAACACCAGGUCCCAAGGAGAAUGGAGCAACUACCUGUAUGCGUGGACUUUCAGUGACAGAAUCCCUCCUGCACCAUACAACAUCAAGUUUUCUAACACCACUGACACAUCUUCAGUCAUCUCUUGGACAACUGCCGAGGGUCACUCCAUCUCCUCCAUCAUCAUCAGCUACAAAAUUUAUGGCAAGGCUGAGUACAACCACAUCGACAUUAUCAUUAAGAACACCACCAUUACUCAAUACCAUCUCAAGGGCCUCGAGCCAAACACUGUGUACCAGGUUCAGAUUAACGCUCAGAACAACAUCGGCUUGAGCAACCCAAACACAUCCUUUGAACUGAAGACUCUUCCAGAAACUAAAGCUCCAUAUGAAUCGAAAGGAGGCAAAAUGCUGCUUAUUGCUAUCCUUGGCUCUGCAGGGAUGACCUGCGUAACGAUUCUCCUGGCCUUUCUCAUCAUGCUGCAGUUAAAGAGAGCCAACUUCCAGCGCAGAAUGGCUCAGGCUUUCCAAAAUGUGGUGAGGGAAGAGCCAGCUGUACAGUUUAACUCGGGUACUCUCACUCUGAGCAGGAAAGCCAAAAACAGCCCAGAUCCCACCAUUUAUCCAGUUCUUGAGUGGAAUGACAUCAAAUUUCAAGAUGUGAUCGGGGAAGGUAACUUUGGACAAGUCUUGAAAGCACGAAUUAAGAAGGAUGGCUUACGCAUGGACGCUGCGAUUAAAAGGAUGAAAGAGUAUGCCUCAAAAGAUGACCACAGAGACUUUGCUGGAGAACUUGAAGUCCUUUGUAAACUUGGCCAUCAUCCCAACAUCAUAAAUCUUCUGGGAGCAUGUGAACAUCGGGGAUAUCUUUACCUUGCCAUCGAAUAUGCCCCCCACGGAAAUUUACUGGACUUCCUUCGGAAAAGCAGAGUGCUAGAGACAGACCCAGCAUUUGCCAUUGCCAACAGUACUGCAUCUACACUUUCCUCUCAGCAACUUCUCCAUUUUGCAGCAGAUGUCGCUAGAGGGAUGGACUACCUGAGCCAGAAACAGUUUAUUCAUCGAGAUUUAGCAGCAAGAAACAUCUUGGUUGGAGAAAACUAUGUUGCAAAAAUAGCUGACUUUGGCUUAUCCAGAGGUCAAGAAGUUUAUGUUAAGAAGACCAUGGGACGGCUUCCAGUGAGAUGGAUGGCAAUUGAAUCUUUGAAUUACAGUGUUUACACCACUAAUAGUGAUGUAUGGUCAUAUGGUGUCCUGUUAUGGGAAAUUGUUAGCUUAGGUGGAACACCAUAUUGUGGAAUGACAUGUGCAGAACUCUAUGAAAAAUUGCCUCAAGGGUACAGACUGGAAAAGCCUCUCAACUGUGAUGAUGAAGUGUAUGACCUAAUGAGACAGUGCUGGAGAGAGAAACCAUAUGAAAGACCAUCAUUUGCUCAGAUAUUGGUGUCACUGAACAGGAUGUUAGAAGAAAGAAAGACCUAUGUGAACACUACCCUAUACGAGAAGUUUACCUAUGCAGGCAUUGACUGCUCCGCUGAAGAAGCUGCUUAAGAUAGAAGAAAUCUACAUUCACCAACGAUGUAUUAAACAAAACCAAAACUCAAUCUGCUGGAGCCCAGAAUGUGAUGUGCUGUGUAGAACCGUGUAUAGUUCUAACUGUAUAUAAUACAGUAAUACUGUUUUACUACAGAUAUCUAUGUGUAUAUCACACAGUAACCCCUGCCUCCACAGACUGUAGAAGUGUACAUACUGCUCUGAGUAGGAAUAGACUGAAGUCAUAAAACCUGCUUUCAUAUGCAGGGUAUUCUUCUUUUCUAGUCAUGUAGAUGAAGUGUAUACAUUACAAUUAUUGUAGUGCAUUACAUGUUGCCAUCGUAGACAUGUUUGAUACUUUUCAAGAGCUACUGAUAGCAAAGUCAGUAAGUUACAGCAGUAUUUCAUAUACAUUUUAAUUGUGAUUCAAACAAAAAUGUUAUGCUCUAUGUGACAGUGGUAUUUGCAAGCAGAUGCCAAUCCAGUAUUGUGACCAAGAAUACUAAGAUUCCUAUUUGAAAGUAACGGUAAGGUUGUAGAAAUAAUCUGUUCAAAAAUUCUGCUGACACUUGUAAGAUAUAAGGAAUAAUAUUGCUUUUCCAGCA